AUGCAUCUCGUACCUGAGACUGCCAACCUCAUUGAGGUGCUCACGAUGGAGAGAGAGGCCUUGAUUGUUCGUGUCUACGAGACCAGCAAGAAGAUUGCUGCGGCUGAAGAAGCCUUUGAGAACGAGAAGAACCAGCGCCUCAAGGAAGAUGCAGAGGCCAAGAAUCGCAUCAUUCAGCCCUUGAACCGUGAGCCGAUUGAGCUUAUGGGAACCGAGCACCACGUUCACCGCCCUUCCGCUUCUGCCCGCACCGGCAACGCUACGUCGACUGAAUAUACCAAUACUAUCGAGGGAACCAACAGCAUCAGCCCUAUCAAUGACAACGUCAAUGAUUGCUGCUGGGGACGUAUUCCUAGAGCGUCCGAGGACGCUGGAGGUGGCUUACAGAGCAUCAAGUCCGAGCGUUCAGUCCUGUCGGACACAUCUAGUCGUGGGGACACCUCUGUCAAUCGCAACUCCCCCUUGUCCUAUCGUUCCGUCAGCCCGCCAAAGGACACGCCUGUCUUUGACCAGGUCCUCACCAGCGACAACGUCGCUGCUUUCAAGGCUCAAGUCAUGCAUGAACUCAAGGACGAGCUCAAGAAAGAGCUUCAGACCAGAGUCGACGGAGACUUCAAGCGCUCAAUUGAGAAGCGCCUCAUCCAGGAGCUCGCGCAGGAGCUCACUGGCGACAUCAAUGGCCGCAUCUACUACGAGCUCAGAGAGGAGCCCAAGCAUAUCCUCAAGCGCGACAUCACGUUCAAGCUCAAGCAGGACGUCAAGCUCAAGCAGGACGUCAAGCACGAGAUGAGACUUGAGAUGGGUAGCCAGCUCAAGUACGACAUCAUGGAGGACGUGAAGGGCGAUGUCAUUGCCGAGCUCAAAGAGAUCCAGAACGGAAUCAACAAUGACCUAAAGAAUGAGAUCAAAGAGGACGUCUUCACCAGACUCAAGGUGGCUCUCAUGCAGGAUGCCCUGGAUCAGCUCAAGGAUACCAUGAAGGGAGAGAUCAAGCACGAUGUGUUAAAGAUCGUUCACGAAGCCCAGAAGGCCAUCAGCACCACUCUUGCGACCAAGGCCGAAGAGCACAUGCUUCCUGCUAUUCGAGGUGCUGUCCCCAUCAUCCAAGAGUGCGUUGUUGGAAACGUUCAGGAUGCCCUCGACUUCUACUUGAAAGACCAGCUCUCCAAGAACAUUGACGACGCCAUCAAGAAGAAGACUAGGGAUGACUCUCGGUGGAUGCUUGCCCAGAUUGAGGCGUUGGUUCGCGUCACCGUUGCUGCUGAGGUUGCCAUGAUCAAGUCCGCCAUGGAGGCUGAUAUCCACAAGGAUGUCAAGUCCGAGAUGGAAGAGGGGUUUGGACUUAACAUGGAGGGUCUCGCCCAUGAUGUUGUUUAG
Colletotrichum fioriniae is the source of this 1377-nucleotide messenger RNA. Lineage: Eukaryota; Fungi; Ascomycota; Sordariomycetes; Glomerellales; Glomerellaceae. The record is from RefSeq and is a predicted model, not a curated record.